GAGAAAAAGCGGCGGCUCGCCCUUACCGCGGGAGAGUGCAGCCUGGGUGGGCCCCCGCGGCGGGCGGAUUUGCCGCAGUGAUUUCAGCUCUUUUAGUAUUUGUCUAGCAGGUUUCCCGCGGCGCGGGAAACCUUAGCGUGGUGUGUAACGGCAGAGCGGUGGCUGCGCAUGCGCGCGCAGGGCCUGGCCGGCGGCCGCUGCAGCGGUCCCGGAGUGGCGGCGGGGAACGCGGCACCCCAUGGCGGCGUCGGCGCAGACCCCGGCCGCGCCGCUGAGCGCCGAGCAGGCCAAAGUGGUGCUGGCGGAGGUGAUCAAGGCCUUCGGCUUCCCGGAGAACGCACAGCGCAUGGAUGAGGCGCGCGACAACGCCUGCAACGACAUGGGCAAGAUGCUGCAGUUCCUGCUGCCUGUGGCCACCCAGAUUCAGCAGGACGUGAUCAAAGCCUACGGCUUCAGUAACGACGGGGAAGGCGUGCUGAAGUUCGCCCGGCUGAUCAAAUCGUACGAAUCGCAGGACCCGGAGAUAGCCAGCAUGUCGGGGAAGCUCAAAGCCAUGUUCCUGCCCCCGAUGACGCUGCCCCCGCACGGGGCUGGCACCGGGGGAGUGGCGACCUCGUGAGAGCAGAGGCUUGUCCUGUCCCAGCCCCAUGGUGGUUCUCCAGCCCUCUGUGCCCCCGCAGCUGGGGCUGCCUGUGGCUCGGGGUUCAGCGCUGCGAAGGGGGUGGCUGAACAGGGGAGAUGCUGUUCUGGGAGGAAUCUGCUGUUCUGUGCACGUUUAUAUGCCUGCUUGUGAAUAAAACUAACAGGAAAACAA
Messenger RNA from Rhea pennata, 814 nucleotides. RefSeq names its product chromosome 1 C12orf57 homolog (gene C1H12orf57). NCBI's taxonomy places the organism in Eukaryota, Metazoa, Chordata, Aves, Rheiformes, Rheidae. The transcript has 3 exons. Bases 239 to 619 code for a protein of 126 amino acids. Gene Ontology annotation, biological process: post-embryonic development. The record is from RefSeq and is a predicted model, not a curated record.